AUGACCUUGUUCACGUGUGUCUACCGCUUGGCCCUUCACCCUGGCUCCAGGAUCAGGGAAGAAGACAAAAGCCCCCCACCCUCCUCACCACCUCCCUUUUUCUCUGUAAUUCCGGGGGGCUUCAUCAGGCAACUGGUUCGGGAAACAGAAAAGGAGUCCAAGGAAGCAAAACGGAAAAAACAGAUAUUGGCCGACUCCCAAGAACAGACAGCUCCAGAAAAUAGUGACAGCCCUGUCCAGAGGAGCCAUAACCCCUCCGGGUCGCAGAGUCCCCAGGGUGGCCAGCCUGACCCAGCAUCCCCCAGCCCCAGCAUUGUUAUCGAGAACAUUCCUAAUGAGAAGGAAGGGAUGGCCAGCCCAGAGCCGGUGCUGAUGAGCAGCAUAAAUGGAGAAAACUCUCAAGGCAAGGACACCAUGGAGACCCCUCCGAGGAAGCCGCAGCCCCUCAAGAGGACCAGGAAGACCAGCGAUGUGCUGCUGAUGGUGGCCAAGCUCAAUUCAGAAUUACCCAAGCCAGAGCAGAGGACUCACCCAGUUGACUCUCCUAUCCAUAAGCCUCCUUCCUCCAUUCCAGGGCUGAAGGGGGAGAAGAAAGGGCAACCUCCAGGAGACACUUGUGAUCCACAGAAAGCUACUGAGGACUCUGCCAAAAAGGUGGAGAAACUGAGGACAGUAGGCAGCCAAGGCUCCACAGACAUGCCUCCCAAGAAGAGUGAAGGGCCUCAGAUCAAAGUGGGCGAGUGUGGCAAGGUGCCCCAGACCAAGGGGCUAAUAGGGGGUGAGCCCCAGAAUAAAGAGGACCUGGGGACCAAGCCCCACACCGAAGGGGAAGAGCAGGGAGGUGAGGCUGAAGUGAAAGGGACAAAGGAGGACAAAGCACAAAUACCCCAAAUAAAGGGGGAGGGCCAACCCCACACAAAAGGAGAGUCAGGGGAUGAGGCCCAAAGCAAGCCAGGAAAGGCAGAUCACCCUAAGGACACAAUGGGGACAGGGAAGGAGGCCCAAAGCAAAGCAGGAAAGGGAGACAGAGCCCACAUCCAGAUGAAAAAAUGGGGUCUGAACAAAUGGAGAAAGAGGAGCGAGUCCCAGAGUCAGGCGAGGAAGGACAUUGAAUCUCAAACCCAGUUGAAGAAGGAUAGUGAGCCCCAAAGUCAGGGGGGGAAGGAAAGUGGACCCCAAAGUCAGAUAGAGAAGAAGUAUGGGUCCCAGAGUCAGGUGGGGAAGGAUGAGAAGAGGAGUGGUCUCCAAAGCAAAGACAGGAAGGAAGAUGACUCCUCCCGAAGGGAAGGAAGUGGGAGUGAAGCUCUCAAAGAAGGAAAGGAGGGCCAUGGAUCUCCCACCACUGAGAAGGAGGGAGGUGCACCUGAUAAAGAGGAGGAGACCAAAGAAGCCCCGGUGAGGAUGGAGGAGGAAGAGAAGGCGGAGGGAGAGAGAGGCCAAAGUGUCGACCCAGACAAGGAAGUGGAGGACAGAUGGUAUGAAGCUGAGAAAGUCUGGCUGGUUCAGAAGGAAGGAUUCACACUGGCGACGGUGCUGAAGCCAGACGUGGGCACCCCAGAGUUGGCUGCAGGGCGAGUGAGACUUUGCAUUGAUGCGGACAAAUCCAUCACCGAAGUGGAUGAGGAGAACAUUCACCGUGCCAACCCCCCGGAGCUGGAUCUGGCCGAGAACCUAGCCUCGCUGCAGAGCCUCAAUGAGUCCAGCGUCCUGAAUACGCUUCAGCACCGAUACCAGGCCCAGCUCCUGCACACGUACACAGGACCAGACCUGAUCUUCCUCCAGCCCCAGGGUGCCCCAGUUCCUUUGUCGUGGAAGGUGCCCAAAGGAAGGAGGGAUGGCCUGGUGCCCCACAUCUGCUCCUUAGCCUGGAAGGCCUACUGGGCCAUGCUGAGCCAGCGCCAGGACCAAACCAUUGUGCCCCUGGGCAGGAGUGGGUCUGGCAAAAGCACUUGCUGUGAGAGAGCCCUAGAAUACCUGGUGGGCAGCGCUGGCAGCGUGGAUGGACGGGUCUCAGCAGAGAAGAUCUGUGCCACCUUCACCAUCCUCAGGGCCUUCGGCUCAGUGCUGACUGAUCACAGCCACAGCUCCACACGCUUCUCCAUGGUCAUGUCCCUAGAUUUCAGCGCUACUGGCCGGGUCACGGCGGCCCACCUCCAGACCAUGCUAAUGGAAAGAGUCCGAGUGGCCCAGCGGCCAGAAGGGGAGGGAAACUUUGCUGUUUUCUCCCAGAUGUUGGCCGGGCUGGACCUUGAUACCAGGACAGAGCUAUACUUGCAUCAGAUGGCGGAAAGUCACUCCUUUGGCAUGGGCGUGUGGGCCAAGCCCGAAGAGAAACAGAAGGCUGCAGCGGCAUUCUCACACCUCCAAGGGGCCAUGGAGACUCUGAGCAUCUCUGCGAGUGAGCAGCGGGCCAUUUGGAGGGUACUGGCGGCUAUUUAUCACCUUGGAGCAGCAGGGGCAUGUAAAGUUGGCAGGAAGCAAUUUAUGCGAUUUGAAUGGGCCAACUAUGCCGCCGAGGUGCUGGGCUGUGAGUACGAGGCAUUGACCACUGCUGUCUUCAAACACCACCUCCAACACAUCAUCCAGCAGGCAACGUCCAGGCUGAACCAACCCAACCACGAGGAGGAGCCUGAUGUGGGAGCUUCCCAGCACAGUCCUGGCAGAAGCCAAAGAGGACCAGAAAGAACCUGGGAGAGACCAGUCCUAAGGUCCUUAGCCUCCAGCCAUCUCUCCAUGUUCUCCAUCAUGGUGGUGGACAGCCCAGGCUUCCACAACCCCCGGCACCAGAAGAAGGAGCGGGCGGCCACUUUCGAGGAACUUUGCCACAAUUAUGUCCAUGAACGGCUGCAGACCUUGUUCUUCCAGAAGAAGUUUGAGUCACAGCUGGAGCGGUAUAGGGAGGAAAAGGUGGUGGUUCCCUUUGAUCUCCCAGAGCUCUCCCCAAGGACCACAGUGGCAAUCAUCGACCAGAAUCUCUCCCAGGUGCGCGUUCCAAUUGCGGGCCAAGCGGAGGAACCCAAAGGCCUUCUCUGGGUCCUGGAUGAAGAGGUCCGGAUCGAGGGCUCUGGUGACAGCACUGUGAUGGAUCAUUUGUGUUUAGCCUUUGAGAAGAAGGAAGCUGGUGCUGAUGAACCACCUGCCUUUCGCAAGUGUGAGCAUGGCCUGCAGUUUGAGAUCUCCCACCAGCUGGGCCGAGACCCCGUGCGCUAUGACCUCAGCGGGUGGAUCCAGAAAGCCAAGCCCAACCUCUCAGCCUUGAAUGCAAGUCAGGUCUUGCAGCAGUCUACAAGGGAGGACCUCAGCAGCUUAUUCCUGCCUCGCUCCAGAGUGCCCCCAGUCUGCCGGGCAGUGGCCGGCAUGGAGGGCUGCUCCCAGCAGGCCUUGAAUAGGGUCAAUUGUGUGAGGAAGACGUUUGCCAGUAGCUUAGCAGCCGUAAAGAGGAAGGCCGUGUGCACCCAGAUCAUACUCCAGAUGGAUGCUUUGACCAAUGUGAUCAAACGGUCCCAGUUGCAUUUUAUCCAUUGUCUGGUCCCAAGAUCAGGAUCAGAGGACAGAGGAGGGAACGCUUCCCUGGCACCAGCCCACAGGGAGCACCCCAUGGACAUCUCCAUCCUGAGGGUCCAGCUGGCUGGAGCUCAGGUCCUAGAUGCCCUAAGGCUGCACCGGAUUGGUUACACGGACCACAUGGGCUUCACCCGAUUCCGGCGGCAGUUCCAAGGUCUGGCUCCAGAGUUUAUGAAGAAGCUUUUGCUGCCCCACGAGAGGAUGGAGGAGAGGAAGCUUAUUGAGGAACUCCUGCAAGAACUGGACCUGGAGAAAGCAGCCGUACAGCUCGGCAACACGCAAGUUUUCCUGAAGUCAGGCGUCAUCUCCAGGCUGGAAAGGCAGAGGGAGAAGCUGGUCUCUCAGAAUAUAAUUCUGUUUCAAGCUGCCUGCAAGGGAUUCUUGUCCCGCCAGCAAUUCAAGAAACUGAAGAUCCGGCAGCUGGCUGUCCACUGUAUCCAGAGGAAUCUAACGGUGUUCCAGGUGGUGAAGGACUGGCCCUGGUGGCAGCUGCUACGUCAUAUCCGACCCUUAUUGAGUAUCACCAUUGGGGAGGACCAGCUCCGGGCAAAGGAGGAAGAACUCACUGCCUUGAAAAAGAAACUAGAAGCAUCUGAGAAGUCACGAAAUGAGCUUCGGCAGAGCACAGACCUGCUGGAGAACAAGAUCACUGACCUGACCACCGAGCUCUCUGAUGAACGCUUCAAAGGAGAAGUGGCCUGCCGGGUCCUGGAGAGUGAGCGGGCAGAGCGUCUCCGGGCCUCCAGAGAGAUCCGGGAGCUGAAGAGUAAAUAUGAACAAACACAGAAGAGUUUGGGGUCAGUGGAGAAGCAGCUGGAGGAAGCCCAGCAGAAAAUUGAAUUGUGUGAAGUGGGGAAGUCUCAUUCUGGAGAAGCGGAUGACUGGCAAACACGAUUUGACUGCGCACAGACAGAAAUCGAGUUUCUCAGAAAACGCCUCCUGAUGUGUGAGGAGAGACUAGAAUCUGAACUGUCUGCCAGGAAGGAAUUGGAAGAGAAGCUCAGGGAAGCUCAGAACACCUAUGAGGAGGUUAGAAGAAGCUUUCAUCAGCUGAAGAAGAAGUGCCGCAAUCUGACCUGUGACCUUGAGGACACCCGAGUACUGCUGGAGAACCAGCAGAGUCGGAAUCAUGACCUGGAGAAGAAGCAAAAAAAAUUUGAUAUGCAAUUAACCCAAGCUAUUGGCGAAUCAUUGUUUGAAAGGGGCCUCCGGGAGAAACUGUCCCAGGAAAAUGCUAGCAUCCGAUGGGAGCUUGGCAAACUUCAGAGCAAGUUAGAGGAAAAGGAGCAGGAAACUCUGGGUCUGAAACAGAAGCUUGAGAUGCUGAAGAGUCAAACCAUUGACUUAAGGCCCCUUGGGGAGGCAGCUGUAGAUGCCUUACAGAGAGAGCUCUGGGACCUGAAGUCCAGUGCUUUCGAGCAGCAGCAGAUACAGAGUGAGCAGGAGGCUACCAUUAAGAAACUGGAGCAGCUGCGAGUUCGGUUUGAGAUGGAGAUCGAGCGGAUGAAACAGAUGCACAUGAAGGAUCAGGAAGACAAGGAGGAAGAGCUGGAGGAUGUGCGCCAGUCCUGCCAAAAGCGGCUGCGGCAGCUGGAGAUGCAGUUGGAACAGGAAAGUGAGGAGAAGAAGAUGGUCCUCCAUGAGAAGCAGGAUUUGGAAACCCUCAUUGGGACACUUUGUGAACAGAUUGGUCAUCGAGACUUUGACGUGGAAAAACGCCUCCGCCGAGACCUGCGGAGGACCCACGCUCUCCUGUCUGAUGUGCAGCUUCUCCUGUCAAAUGUCGAGGACCCCCAGAUGACAGUCAGUAAGGAAGAGCUAGAGAAGGUUCACAUUAAGCUAGAAGAAAGCGAGGCCAAGUGUGCAGACGCUCAGAACACUCAGAAGCUGCUGGCCCAGGACCUGGAGAACAUGCACAGUGAGCUGGAGAACAUUACCAGGAACAAAAAUCUGGUUGAUGAGCAGCUGUAUCGGCUGCAGCUGGAGAGAGCCGACCUCCUGAAACGUAUUGAUGAAGACCAGGAGGAUCUAAAUGAGCUAAUGAAGAAACACAAAGAACUCAUCGCCCAGUCUUCCCAAGACAUUGUACAGAUUCAGGAACUGCAGCUGAACCUGGAAGAAGCAAAGAAGGAGAAGCAAAGCCUCCAGGAAAAGCUGCACAUUGCUCAGUCCCGCAUCGAGCACCUGGAGAAGACGACGGUGGAUCGCAACAUUGUCUGCCGCCAGGAAGCGUUGAUCCGUGACCUGGAGAGCAAGCUGGAGUUCCACAAAGUCCAGAUUAAGAGAUUUGAGGUGCUGGUGAUUCGACUUCGGGACAGUACGCUCAAGAUGGGCGAGGAGCUGGAGAAAGCUGUGAACUCUGAGGCUGAGCAGAAGGAGUCCUGCCAGUAUUACCAGAGGAGAAUGGAAGAGAUGAAAGCUGACACGGCAGAGCUGAUGAAGCAGGAGGCAGAGACCAGCCGUCAGUGCCUCGAUCUGGAGAAGAAUGUGGAGGAGCUCCUGGCAGUGAAACUGACAUUACAGGCCGACCUCGAGGUAUCCAUCCGGCGAAUUGCCGAUCUGCAGGCUGCCCUGGAAGACAUGGACUCCUGUCCUAGUGAUGACAGGACGAUGCUGGAAUCCUCCCCUACCCAAGCCCGAAGAGAGAUAGAUAAUCAAUCCCUUCUGGAUUCCUCCAUCAGCUCUCAGCCAAUGGAAAACGUCAGAUCCUGGCUGAGUUUGUCCCCAAGCCCACCCCCAUCCAGGUCCAGCCUCAGAGGGAGAAGUCCUUCGCAGCAGUCAGCCAAUGGUAGCGGAAUUCUGGAUCAGAGGAUGCACCGAGAGGCCAGAGAUGAUGAGAGGAGUCAACCAACGUCUUUGAGGACCGACAUCCAAUCUCUAGUGGAUAAAAGCUUUGCCCGACGACCCACCUCACCUUUCACCUUCCAGAGUCAGGAUCACAGUAAAACUAUUGGAAGUGAGAGUUCUGAGACGUGGAGAGGUACAGUCAGCAAGUCAAAGGGUCACUCGUCGAUGACAUCCCCAACUUUGGAGAAAAAGCUCCCAAGUUCCUCCUGGGCCCUCUCGGAAUUUAUUGAAGGAUUCCGGAGAAAACGAUCAGAGAAAGAGCAGGAUGCAUUAGGUGCAGAAGACUGGCCCACCUUACCCAUCUACCAGACCACUGGCGCGUCAUCUCUGCGGAGGUCUUUGGAGACAGUGACACUCCCAGAAAAGCCAUCUCUGGAAACUGAGACAGAGAGCCCACGAUCCGGGCUGUUAAGGUCCACCAGCCUCAAGUGUCUCUCCUCGGACAAAUUAGACCCAUCCCUUUCUUUGCCUGCUCCUCCGAAAUCAAUGCACAGGUCCUAUGAAUCACUCUUAGAGUCUGAGAAAACAGAAGGCAGUUUCAGCAGGAGGUUAAGCUCAUCAGUGGGAGACGGCCCAGGGAAGUUUGCUCAGUCCAAGCUGCGGCUUAGGAGGCCAUGUAUUGAUGCACCCCUAGAGGAAGUAGAGGACCCAGACUUGGGAAAAGAAUCCCUGGUCUUUCAGAACCGAAGGUUCUCCAACCUGCUGAAUGAGCCUUUGGAACCUGACUUUCUGUCCUGGAAGCUGCCGAGAUAUGAACAGAAACCCAAAGUGAGUUUUGAUGACUAUGUCCCAGCCAUCCGGAAAUCCAGCUCUCCCACAAGAGCCAGGAAGGACAGAGGAGACAGCCUGAAGCCUGGGACCAGUAUGAAUAAGAGCGAGACUUCUUCAGAUUGUCUGUUCUUGGGAAGUAGCAGUGCCUUCCAGGAAAACCUGGAACCCAAGGAGGACACAGGUCACCUGUCUGACUCUUCAUCAUCGUCGAGCUCCGCCAUGUCCUACAGAAGUGCAGACAGCAUCAAGAGCCGCCCAGGAUCCCAAAAACAAGAUGAGGAGAGCGAUAGGAGAUCCCGACAUGGAACAUGGAAGGCUGCCGAGAGGCAAGAUGAGGUGGAGAGCAUCAUGAAGAAAUAUCUCCAGAAAUAGGGAAUGGCCCAGCAUUCAGAGUCUUGAGUUCCUGGAAAGCUUCCCCUGCUGUUCAGCUUUUCAAAGAGAAAUGCGCAGGCGGCCUCUGCAUCUCCCUGUCUGUAGGCGACGCCACCAAAAAAUAUUUCCAAUGGAUUCUGACAGGCCUGAGGAUUUAUUUUGUAAGAGGUGCU
Messenger RNA from Vombatus ursinus (common wombat), 7727 nucleotides. RefSeq names its product myosin XVIIIB (gene MYO18B). Gene Ontology annotation, cellular component: myosin complex. Gene Ontology annotation, molecular function: protein binding; ATP binding; cytoskeletal motor activity. The record is from RefSeq and is a predicted model, not a curated record. NCBI's taxonomy places the organism in Eukaryota, Metazoa, Chordata, Mammalia, Diprotodontia, Vombatidae. Bases 1 to 7554 code for a protein of 2517 amino acids. The transcript is spliced from 43 exons.